Molecule: messenger RNA, 612 nt
Organism: Caenorhabditis briggsae
Lineage: Eukaryota; Metazoa; Nematoda; Chromadorea; Rhabditida; Rhabditidae
Gene: Cbr-mdf-2
Product: Protein CBR-MDF-2
Exons: 6
Coding region: 1-612 (203 amino acids)
Biological process (GO): mitotic spindle assembly checkpoint signaling
Cellular component (GO): nucleoplasm; cytoplasm; kinetochore
Source: RefSeq, a predicted model, not a curated record
AUGACCGAUGUGAAAACACAAAACGCGAUAACACUCAAAGGAUCGGCGACACUCGUCAAGGAGUUCUUUCAUUUCGGCAUCAACAGCAUUCUCUAUCAGCGAGCGCUGUACCCGGCGGACAGUUUUAAGCGCGAGAAACGCUACGGACUGGCACUUUUUGUGACUCAUGACAAGAAGUUGCAGGCGUUCAUGGAUCCGUUCCUUCAGCAAGUUGAAUAUUGGCUCGCCAAAAAGCAGCUCAAACGUCUGGUAAUGGUCAUUUCGGAGGUGAAGACCAAGGAAGUUGUCGAGCGGUGGCAAUUCGAUAUUCAUACCGAGGAUGUGGCUGAGGACGGAGAAAACGCGCAUCGUGUCAAGGACGAGAAGAAGAUUCGACAGGAGAUGAGCGAUGUGCUUCGCCAAAUCACCGCCUCUGUCUCGUUCCUGCCACUUCUCGAGGAGCCGUGCUCGUUCGACGUGCUCAUCUACACUGGAAAAGACACCCAGGCGCCAGAGGACUGGACUGAAAGUGGCGCCUGCUUGAUUCCAAACUCGGAGACGGUCCAACUUCGCUCGUUCUCCACAUCGGUCCACGGCGUGAACACCAAUGUACAGUACAAGGCGGAUUUUUAA